UUUUUUCCCUAGCGAGGACCACCCUUUGCCUUUUCAUUUGAAUUUCAAAUUCGAACGUUUCACUUUUACACAACAAUGAGGAAAGACAAUAUAUUUUAGAGACAAUUAGCUAAGUGCUCGAAAGGGUUUGGAUCAAUUUGAGGUUUUUCGAACUCUGAAUUAUGGGAGAAUCAACUUGUCUCAUGCAACCAUUCUCUUAUGCUGCUGGCAUUCCACAUGAAGCCAAUGAGGGGAACCCAAUUCAUUCUCUGGGGCAGUCAGUCUCUUUUGGGAGAUACAUGACAGAGUCAUUGGCUUGGGAGAAAUGGUCAACUUUUUCUCACAACCGGUAUGUUGAAGAGGCUGAGAGACACUCACGUCAGGGAUCGGUUGCCCAGAAGAAAGCCUUCUUUGAAGCUCAUUACAAGAACCUUGCAGCAAGAAAGGCGGCGGCGGCAGCCCUGAUGGAGCAAGAAAAUGCUGCAUCUAACAAUGUUCCCCAACAAGAACCUGAAGUUGAAGUCAAUGACAUUACAACCAAUGAUUCUCCAACGAUGACGAAAACUCUAAAUUCUCAAGUAGCUGUUGAUGAAAAACAAGAAGUGGAAUUGCUAGACGAAGAGGCUCCCGAGGAUACGGGUGGUUGCAAUUUGAAUGCUGAAGCUGAUGGAAUGGAGAGCAGGACAUUUGAAGGAACUGAUCCUGUGGAGAAUGAUGCCAAGAUCGAAUCGCUAGACCAGCUUGGUGCUGCUGAUAACAAUGAAGAAAUUAAAGAAAUGAACCAUUGUGAAAUGAAACAAAUGGAGAAGCCCCUAUUGAAGAACUUCAAAAAUAGCCAGAAUGAUCUGCUGUCAGCUUCCGACAGAAAACCGUCAGUUUCUUCCUCAAAGUCAUCAAAUUAUAGUAAAGCAUCCAGGGUUCCAUCCUCUCCUGCCAAUCAUAAUGCUCCCAUUAGACCUAAGAAAGAAAACAUUGCCACUCCAAUGAGAAAGAAGCCGACUAUCCAUACAGAUAAAAUGAUAUUCACUCCCAAGUCCAUGAGUUUCACACCAGGCAGAGAAUUUAAUAAAUUAACUUCAACCAUCAUCCGGAAGAUUGAUGGCUCUAGAAUUACCUCCAACUCUAAACCAUCCAAAGAUUUCUCAACUCCUUUGAAGACUCCGACCACGGCAUCUGUAAGAAGAGAAUCAAAGCAUCCAUUAGCCACCCCUCAGUCAGAAACCAGAAGGGAAAAAGAAAGCCUUGAUACCUCGGCCUCGGGGAGAAAAAUGGUUCGCUCAAAGUGGAACUGCCUCCCAACAGACUGUCCAAAGUUUCUGAGUUCGUCCAAAAACAAAUCGCAGUCACCAAGUUUCUCCACACCUUUCAGCUUGAGGACUGAAGAAAGAGCUGCAAUAAGAAAGAAGAAGCUAGAAGAAAAAUUCAAUGCAAGUCAGGCACAAAGAGUACAGCAGCAAACAACACUGAAGGAGAAAGCAGAAACAGAACUUAGGAAACUGCGUCAAAGCCUUUGCUUUAAGGCCAGGCCACUACCGGACUUCUAUAAGGACAGAGGAACAUCAAAGAAUCAGAUGAAAAAGGUUCUACUGGCACAUCCUGAGUCACCAAAACUAGGAAAACAAUUCACCCCCAGCAGAGUGCAUGGCAACACCUCUGAAACUCCUCAGAGGCCCUCAAUCAAAAGCAAAAGCUCCAAGUUCGAGAAUAAUCAAACCAGAACUCAUUCUGUGACUUCACGACCCAUCGUGUUCAGUCAUGAGAAUACGUCUCCAAAUAUUCAGCAGCAAAAGUUCUCUAUGUAGCUGAAUCAUGGAUGCUUACCACGAAAUUCAGAAGUGCAUGACGCAGAAUCAGGCUAAUGAAUCGAAUCAAUUUGAUGGAUGAUUGUUGAGUUUCAUUACUGUAUGGAGCAUGUGUUUCUCUAACUAGUAUUUAUUGGGAAUGAGAUGUAAAAAAAUGUACCUUAAGACUUCUUAGCGGCCAUCAAUAUAUGACUCAUGAAAGGAAGCUAUGAUCUGUAACUCUUCAGAGAUUAGUUCUAUAGUAGCAGGUUGCAGCAUCUUAAA
Molecule: messenger RNA, 2045 nt
Organism: Tripterygium wilfordii
Lineage: Eukaryota; Viridiplantae; Streptophyta; Magnoliopsida; Celastrales; Celastraceae
Product: protein WVD2-like 7
Exons: 9
Coding region: 162-1781 (539 amino acids)
Source: RefSeq, a predicted model, not a curated record